Messenger RNA from Oryza brachyantha (malo sina), 2491 nucleotides. Its product is annotated as subtilisin-like protease SBT3.6. The transcript has 11 exons. Gene Ontology annotation, molecular function: serine-type endopeptidase activity. The record is from RefSeq and is a predicted model, not a curated record. Lineage: Eukaryota; Viridiplantae; Streptophyta; Magnoliopsida; Poales; Poaceae. The coding region runs from base 1 to 2313 and encodes 770 amino acids. Gene Ontology annotation, biological process: proteolysis.
AUGGUCAUGUCUUCCCUGCUCGCCGUCGUCUUCGUCCUCCUCCUGCUGUUCGAGCCUGGCUCAUCUUCUCGCAGCAAUGUGUACAUUGUGUACAUGGGGGAGAGGCACCCGGAGCUGCCGCCGGAGCUGGUUCAGGAGGCGCACCACGGCAUGCUCGCCGCCGUUCUUGGCAGCGAGCAGGCGGCCAGGGACGCCAUCCUCUACAGCUACAGGCACAGCUUCUCCGGCUUCGCCGCCGUGCUCACGGACGGCCAGGCGGCGCGGCUCUCCGAUUGGCCUGGAGUUGUGCGUGUUGUCCGGAAUCAUGUUCUUGACCUGCAAACCACCAGGAGCUGGGAUUUCAUGGGGGUGAAUCCUUCGCCUUCUGGUAGUGGAGUCCUCUUGGAGAGCAGGUUUGGCGAGGAUUCCAUCAUCGGUGUGCUAGAUACAGGAAUCUGGCCGGAGUCGGCCAGUUUCAGGGACGACGGCAUCGGCGAGGUUCCACGGCGAUGGAAGGGGCGAUGUAUCGCCGGAGAAAAGUUCAAUAUCUCUAACUGCAACAGGAAAAUAAUAGGCGCGAAAUGGUACGUCAAAGGGUAUGAAGCUGAGUACGGCAAGAUGAACACCAGUGAUAUCUUCGAGUUCAUGUCGGCGAGAGACGCCGUUGGGCAUGGCACACACACGGCGUCCACGGCUGCCGGUGCUCUGGUAGCCAAUGCCAGCUUCAGGGGCCUUGCCAAUGGUGUAGCGAGGGGAGGGGCACAGAAGGCAAGGCUGGCCGUCUACAAAGUGUGCUGGGCUACUGGAGAUUGUAGUGCUGCAGACAUUCUUGCUGCUUUCGACGACGCAAUACACGACGGCGUCGAUGUGAUCUCGGUCUCCCUGGGACAAGCACCACCUCUCCCGGCUUAUGUUAAUGAUGUCUUGUCCAUUGGAUCCUUCCAUGCUGCCGCGAAAGGUGUCGUCGUCGUCUGUUCUGCAGGGAACUCCGGUCCUUAUUCAGAGACAGUGAUCAACUCGGCCCCAUGGAUUGUCACCGUUGCUGCGGGCACCAUUGAUCGGAUUUUCCUUGCAAAGAUCAGCCUUGGCAACAAUAGUACUUAUGUGGGUCAAACAUUGUAUUCUGGAAAGCAUCCUUCAAAAAGCAGACGUAUAGUCUAUGCUGAAGACAUUGCAUCUGAUAAUGCUGACAAUACUGAUGCAAGAAGCUGCACUGCAGGAUCUCUGAAUGCUACCCUAGUAAAAGGAAAUGUAGUUCUUUGCUUCCAAACACGAGCACAGAGAUCACCCUCAGUGGCAGUAGAGACUGUAAAAAAAGCCCGUGGUGUUGGAGUCAUCUUUGCGCAAUUCUUGACCAAGGAUAUAGCAUCUUCACUUGAUAUUCCUUGCAUUCAAGUGGAUUACCAAGUUGGAACAGCUGUACUUGCAUACACGACUAGCAUGAGAAACCCAGUGGCCCAAUUUAGCUUUCCAAAAACAAUUGUUGGAGAGCUGGUAGCACCAGAAGUAGCUUACUUCUCAUCUAGGGGCCCAAGUUCUCUGUCCCCAUCUAUCCUGAAGCCAGAUAUCGCCGCCCCAGGUGUAAACAUUCUGGCUGCAUGGUCACCUGCUGCUGCCAUAUCAUCAGCCAUUGGAUCUGUCAACUUCAAGAUCGAUUCAGGAACUUCAAUGUCAUGCCCACAUAUUUCAGGCAUUGUUGCCCUUCUCAAAGCAAUGCAUCCAAAUUGGAGCCCCGCUGCAGUAAAAUCAGCAUUGGUCACAACAGCCAAUGUUCGUGACGCAUAUGGGUUUGAAAUGGUAUCAGAGGCAGCACCCUACAAGGAGGCAAAUCCAUUUGAUCAUGGAGGUGGUCAUGUGGAUCCAAACAGAGCUGCGCACCCUGGCCUUGUGUACGACAUGGGACAAUCUGACUACAUGCACUUCCUUUGCUCAAUGGGGUAUAACAACUCAGCCAUCAGCUCCAUGACUCAACAGCAAACAACCUGUCAACAUACGCCAAAAUCGCAGUUGAACCUAAAUGUUCCAUCCAUCACCAUUCCUGAACUGAGGGGCAAAUUGACAGUGUCAAGAACAGUCACAAACGUCGGCCCUGCCUUGUCGAAUUACAGGGCUCGGGUGGAAGCUCCUCCAGGCGUGGACGUCACUGUGAGCCCCUCGCUUCUGACCUUCAACUCAACCAUCAGAAAGUUGCCAUUCAAGGUGACAUUCCAGGCCAAACUGAAGGUGCAAGGGCGGUACACCUUCGGGAGCCUGACAUGGGAGGACGGCACGCACACGGUGAGGAUCCCUUUAGUGGUUAGGAUAAUAAUUAGCAGGUUCUACGUCAAUGCGUGAACAAGCAAGUGACUACAUGUAUUCACCCAUCAUAAUGGGAUGAGAUGUAAGUUUAACUCGCUAAUUUGUCCUGAUUCUAAUGGCAUUGGUGAUUGGUUGGGGGUUUGUUCACGAGAAUUCUGCCAUGGUGAAAUAAAAUGCUAAUGUUGUUACACAGAAUUGGGCAAUUAGCAAGAGC